Messenger RNA from Pichia kudriavzevii, 387 nucleotides. RefSeq lists its product as uncharacterized. NCBI's taxonomy places the organism in Eukaryota, Fungi, Ascomycota, Pichiomycetes, Pichiales, Pichiaceae. The record is from RefSeq and is a predicted model, not a curated record. Gene Ontology annotation, cellular component: mitochondrion. Gene Ontology annotation, molecular function: oxidoreductase activity. The transcript has a single exon. Bases 1 to 387 code for a protein of 128 amino acids.
AUGUUUAGAACUGUCCAGUCUACAAGGGGGGCCAUCACGCUCUUCCAUAAUCCCGCUUGCAAGAGAUCCGUCUCCCUAUUGGAGAAACUCAGGUCCGCCCAAACCAACACUUCCUCCUCAGAGUAUAAGUACAGCAUCGAUGUCUCCACCACCAAACCAACAUCAGACCAGUUCAACUAUAUUAAGCAAUCGGUGAACCUGUCCCCGCUCUCCAAAUCGGCGUUUCAGGAGGCCUUCCCAGAUACAAGGACACUCUCCACCACGGAAAUUGAGAAUUUCAACAACAGUGACAACUUUGUCCCCCCUCUAGUGGUUGACUGGGAUAACAAACUACUAGCCACUAAUACGAGCGGGUUGGAGAAGAUCUUACAGAAACACAACAACUAG